Molecule: messenger RNA, 912 nt
Organism: Trichosporon asahii var. asahii CBS 2479
Lineage: Eukaryota; Fungi; Basidiomycota; Tremellomycetes; Trichosporonales; Trichosporonaceae
Product: aminoglycoside phosphotransferase
Exons: 1
Coding region: 1-912 (303 amino acids)
Source: RefSeq, a predicted model, not a curated record
AUGUCGCCACCGACCGCGGAGCUCCAGGCAGCGGGCCUGACUCCUGCGCAGGCCGAGUUCGUGGAGGACAAGCUGGGCCGCGUCACCCUGGUCAAGAACAUGAGCUGGGGCAACUUUGACAGCACCGUCCUUCACGUCGCGCGCAAGGUUGGGCCGUUCGUCAUCAAGGCGUGCGGACCCGGCAUUGGGCGACACCACUUUGACCGCGAACUGGCAGCGUUUCGAGCAGGAGUCACGGACCGACUAGGAUCGCAUGCAGCACGUCUUCUGCACGUGGACGAGGGACUUGGUGUCAUGGUGCUGAACUAUCUUCCAGGAUCACUCGUGUUCGGCUCCCCCUUCCAGCUCGACCCCGAUACGCAUCGCCAGGCUGGCCGGCUCCUCCGACAGAUCCAUUCCAACCCCCAAACUGACACUGAGUGGGACGCAAAGGCUACGCGCCGCUCGCUCGACUGGCUGGACAAGGAGCACCGCAUUCCCGAGCCCGACGCCGCUCUCACCCGCCUCAUCCUCGAGGACCGCAUCUCCACUCCGCACCCUGUCGAAGUCGUCGACACGCACGGCGACUACCACCCGCGCAACUGGCUACGCGACGACGCCGGAACCGUCAGAGUCAUCGAUUGGGGGCGGUACGAGCGCCGGCCGGCGUUCACCGACUUCAUCCGCUGCGCAUGCCAGGAGUGGGCGGAGAAGCCCGAACUCGGCCACGCGUUCGCAGAGGGGUAUGGCCAGGACCUGCGCGACACGGACGACUGGAAGAUGGAGUACCUCCGCCAGGCUGUGGGCACGGCGUGCUGGGCCCCGACGAUUGGGGAUGAGAAGUUCGAGGCGCAGGGUAUCAGGAUGGUGGCCGAGGCGCUCGAGCUGCUGCGUCCUUUGGCUGCGCGACUGCAGAGCCAGUCGCGCGGAUAG